Paramisgurnus dabryanus is the source of this 2226-nucleotide messenger RNA. Its product is annotated as MAM and LDL-receptor class A domain-containing protein 1. The record is from RefSeq and is a predicted model, not a curated record. Gene Ontology annotation, cellular component: membrane. Lineage: Eukaryota; Metazoa; Chordata; Actinopteri; Cypriniformes; Cobitidae.
AUGUACAUCGAGGGUGAUAGUGCUAGUUAUGGUGACACGGCACGUAUCAUCAGUUCAGAGUGCACUGACAUUCAACAUCAGUGUCUUCAGUUUUGGUACCACAUGUACGGUUCCAGUAGCACCAUGGGACUGAGUGUCUACCAUCUGCAGGGAAAUGUGGCCAAAGAGGUGUGGAAGCAGAGAGAAAACCAGGGAAACAUGUGGUACCGUGCACUGGUGGACCUGACACCAACAGGGAAGUUUCAGGUGAUCUUUGAGGGACGUAGAGGAAGCACAUCCCUGUCAGAUGUUUCCAUUGAUGAUGUCUCUCUACACAGAGGAACUUGUGAUGAUUUAACAAACCCAUUGCCACCCGGACCCAUCCAAACUACAACCAGACCUACCCAAACUACACCCAGACCUACCCAAACUACACCCAGACCCAUCGAAACCACAGCUGCACCCAUACAAACUACAACCUCAGAUGGUGGAAGUGCAGUUUGUAGCCUGAACUGUGAUUUUGACGGUGAUAUCUGCGCUUGGAGUCAGAUGCCGACUGAUGCUUUUGAUUGGACAAGACACACAGGCUCCACCCCCUCUUCCAUGACUGGCCCCUCCUCUGACCACACAACAGGAAGUGGUUUCUACAUGUACAUCGAGGGUGAUAGUGCUAGUUAUGGUGACACGGCACGUAUCAUCAGUUCAGAGUGCACUGACAUUCAACAUCAGUGUCUUCAGUUUUGGUACCACAUGUACGGUUCCAGUAGCACCAUGGGACUGAGUGUCUACCAUCUGCAGGGAAAUGUGGCCAAAGAGGUGUGGAAGCAGAGAGAAAACCAGGGAAACAUGUGGUACCGUGCACUGGUGGACCUGAGACCAACAGGGAAGUUUCAGGUGAUCUUUGAGGGACGUAGAGGAAGCACAUCCCUGUCAGAUGUUUCCAUUGAUGAUGUCUCUCUACACAGAGGAACCUGUGAUGAUUUAACAAACCCAUUGCCACCCGGACCCAUCCAAACUACACCUGGACCCAUCCAAACUACAACCAGACCUACCCAAACUACACCCAGACCUACCCAAACUACACCCAGACCCAUCGAAACCACAGCUGGACCCAUACAAACUACAACCUCAGAUGGUGGAAGUGCAGUUUGUAACCUGAACUGUGAUUUUGACGGUGAUAUCUGCGCUUGGAGUCAGAUGCCGACUGAUGCUUUUGAUUGGACAAGACACACAGGCUCCACCCCCUCUUCCAUGACUGGCCCCUCCUCUGACCACACAACAGGAAGUGGUUUCUACAUGUACAUCGAGGGUGAUAGUGCUAGUUAUGGUGACACGGCACGAAUCAUCAGUUCAGAGUGCACUGACAUUCAACAUCAGUGUCUUCAGUUUUGGUACCACAUGUACGGUUACAGUAGCACCAUGGGACUGAGCGUCUACCAUCUGCAGGGAAAUGUGGCCAAAGAGGUAUGGAAGAAGAGAGAAAACCAGGGAAACAUGUGGUACCGUGCACUGGUGGACCUGACACCAACAGGGAAGUUUCAGGUGAUCUUUGAGGGACGUAGAGGAAGCACACCCCUGUCAGAUGUUUCCAUUGAUGAUGUCUCUCUACACAGAGGAACCUGUGAUGAUUUAACAAACCCUGGAGUCUCAUUGCCACCCGGACCCAUCCAAACUACACCUGGACCCAUCCAAACUACAUCCAGUCCCCUUGAAACCACAGCUGCACCCAUACAAACUACAACCUCAGAGGGUGGAAGUGCAGUUUGUAACCUGAACUGUGAUUUUGACGGUGAUAUCUGCGCUUGGACUCAGAUGCCGACUGAUGCUUUUGAUUGGACAAGACAUACAGGCUCCACCCCCUCUUUGAUGACUGGCCCCUCCUCUGACCACACAACAGGAAGUGGUUUCUACAUGUACAUCGAGGGUGAUAGUGCCAGUUAUGGUGACACGGCACGUAUCAUCAGUUCAGAGUGCACUGACAUUCAAAAUCAGUGUCUUCAGUUUUGGUACCACAUGUACGGUUCCGGUAACACCAUGGGACUGAGCGUCUACCAUCUGCAGGGAAAUGUGGCCAAAGAGGUGUGGAAGAAGAGAGAAAACCAGGGAAACAUGUGGUACCGUGCACUGGUGGACCUGACACCAACAGGGAAGUUUCAGGUGAUCUUUGAGGGACGUAGAGGAAGCACACCCCUGUCAGAUGUUUCCAUUGAUGAUGUCUCUCUACACAGAGGAACCUGUAAUGAGUGA